AUAAUUUGGGCGUUGUGAUGGUUCGUUGUACACGCAUUGUCGGUGGAGGUACGUCAUCCAUGAAAUCAAAUUCCAAAUUUUUACUGGCUCUGCAAUUCGAUUGACAGUAUUUUAUAUUAAUUAUGGAGAAUUACCAUCAAUUUUCAACUAAUUUUAUUACUAAGACAUCUUUUUCAAGCUUCAAUCAUUGAAAAAUAACUUACUGUACUGCGUUGGCGUUCUUCUUAACAUCGGUAUCAGCAACUUGUACUGGAGUUGGUGGCCGCCUUCCGGGACAUUGCCAAUCUAGGUUGAGUGUUUCACCUUUAUUGAGUCUAUGAUACAUCUUAUCCAGUUCGUCUGGUGUUGGUUCGAAUUCCUCAUGGUCCGGCACACAUGAAAUACUCCAAUUUUCGGUUGAUACCAUUUUUAACCACAAAACUUUGAGAUUAUUGCUUAUUUACUACUUGAGUUUCUAGUAGAAGCAAUUUAUGUUGUAAACACACAUGAAGUUGGUUCGGAGCAAAUGUCAGAAAAAAUGUGUCAUUCGGACUAAAGAUGUCGCCGCAACCUUUGUUUCUUCGAAACAUCGAAAAUAACACUUCUGAAUAAAUAACAAAUAGUUAAAGUUUAAACGUUCCAGUAAUUUGUCGGCGAGGAAACCAAUUUUCCUUUGUUUCUACAACAUUUUUUUUGGUCAGCGUUUCAAACGAUUCAUUUCAAUGAACUAUAGGCAGCUGCAUGCAUAACCGAAUGUGACACUUGAAUUGAGAGAUUGUGAAAGCAUAAACCAAUCUGUCAAACACAAACGUACACACUGUGUAUCUGGUAAACGACAAUUUAGUUCAAAUAAGUUGAUUCAACGAGUUAAACACGAUUUCAAGCCAGAAAACUAUAAUUUCUUUUGAUCAGCAAAGAUGAGCGGUGGUAUUUGCCAUUUGUGCUUCGAAGGAAGUGAGCACAUGAAACGUGAUUUUCAACAGAAUCUACAAAAUUCCGAAAUCCAAGAGUUCAUCGAGUUAUUUUGUCAAUUUAUGUUCAAUGACAGUGCAAGCACACUGGAUGAAUUAUGCAUGCAAUGUUGGGGAAAACUGGACGAUUUUGGUCAAUUUUGCGAGAAAAUCCGUGGCAUACAUGGCAAUCUGGUUGAAGUUACAUGUGCGACAGGCAUCAAUAAAUUGGAUGAAGGUGCCGACAUUUUGGAGGAUGAAAUUGAAGAACACAUAUCAACGGAAGAAACAAACAUACAAUUGCCAAUGCUUGCGAUCGAAUCAGAUUUGGGCGAUGAUGGAGAUCCAUUGGCCCGACGAUUGAUGAUGACCCCAAAAGUAAUCAAAAAUCUGGAGGAACAGCUGCACUUUGAGGCAAAGGUCAUUUACUUAUCGGAUAUGAAUUUUGAUCGAAUCUCACGAUUCCUAACACAGGAGUGUGGCAUAUGCAAAGAGCCAUUUGAGUCAUUUGACGAUUGCAACGAACACUACCUUACAGCACAUGGUCGGUCAGCGUUUUGGAAUUGCUGUAAUUUGUUGCUAGAGACGCCCUACGAUCUUCUCGAUCACAUUAAAUAUCAUGAAAGUAUCGAUGUUUUCAAGUGUGCAGCGUGUUCAAAAUGUUUUUUGAAUUCAAACAAACUAAAGUAUCAUAUUCGUCGAUCGCAUCUCCCGACAGAUGGCCCAUUCGAUUGUAGCAUUUGUGACAAAGAAUGCAGAAGUUUACGGCUGUUGAUGAACCAUCACAAGAAUCAUAUUCGAAUUGAUUGUCCGCACUGCAAAAAACACAUAUCGGCUGCCAAUUAUGAUCAGCACGUACGAACGGCACACGCCAGUCAAUUACCAAAAAAGCGAAAAAUUAAAAAGGGAAAUGAAACAGUCUAUAAGAAACAAAGGGACGACGACAAGAAAGAGCCGAGCGGAUCAAAUAAACGUUUAGUUCAAAAAGAUGCUCCAGGAAGAAGUUUAACAAUAAGCAUUGAGCCAAAUGACAAUGGAAUGUACGAGUGUGACAUUUGCAAUAUGCAAUUCAGGCAAAUCUCGCUAUUAUUCAGCCAUCGCAAUAAAGUGCAUGUUUGACGAUAAUCUCAGAUCAUUUUAGAAAAAAGUCGAAUAAGCCAUUUCUAUAUCAUUUUAUCUGUCUUCUUUAUUUAAAUCAUAAAUUGAAUUCUCAUGUUCAUAGUUUUUCAUAUUUAGACAUUUUAUUAUUAUUUCUGUUUCCUCUGUAGCAGAUAAUUUUUAUUCUAAUUCAAUGUAUACUUAAUUGUAAUUUGCCAUGCAUAAGAAAUAAAAAAAAGAGAAACAUUUUUUCUAGAAA
Sitodiplosis mosellana (orange wheat blossom midge) is the source of this 2286-nucleotide messenger RNA. Its product is annotated as zinc finger protein 12-like. Gene Ontology annotation, biological process: regulation of transcription by RNA polymerase II. The coding region runs from base 897 to 2048 and encodes 383 amino acids. Lineage: Eukaryota; Metazoa; Arthropoda; Insecta; Diptera; Cecidomyiidae. Gene Ontology annotation, cellular component: nucleus. The transcript has 5 exons. Gene Ontology annotation, molecular function: DNA-binding transcription factor activity, RNA polymerase II-specific; sequence-specific DNA binding. The record is from RefSeq and is a predicted model, not a curated record.